Messenger RNA from Bradysia coprophila, 2190 nucleotides. RefSeq names its product Y-box binding protein ypsilon schachtel (gene yps). The record is from RefSeq and is a predicted model, not a curated record. Gene Ontology annotation, molecular function: nucleic acid binding. Lineage: Eukaryota; Metazoa; Arthropoda; Insecta; Diptera; Sciaridae.
CUAAAACCAGAUUCGAUUUCGUACUAAUUCGUACGCACUAACCAAAUUAACAUUGUCAAUUUGUCAAGAUCUGGACAGUGAAUAACAUCUAGGAAAGUUUGGAGAGUGAUUUACCAUCUUUUCAUCACUCGUACAAGAGUCAUAACACCAUGGCAGACUCGGAGAAGGAACAACAACAAAACCAACCAACAAAAACAGAGGAAGAACAGCCACCAAAAGAAGUAAUCGCAAUUAAGGUGUGCGGAACCGUGAAAUGGUUCAAUGUCAAGAGCGGCUACGGUUUCAUCAAUCGUAAUGACACCAAGGAGGAUGUAUUUGUACAUCAGACCGCUAUCAUUAUGAACAAUCCGAGGAAGGCAGUUCGUUCCGUCGGCGAUGGAGAAGUCGUUGAGUUCGAUGUCGUCAUCGGUGAGAAGGGAAAUGAAGCUGCCAACGUAACUGGACCCGAAGGCAAACCAGUUCGCGGUAGUCCAUAUGCGGCCGAUAAACGGCGUAAGGUGCUUCGUCGCCGGAAUAAGCGCAGUAGUGAAGGUGAAGAUGGAACGGACGGUGGUGCUAAGAGCGGUGAAGAAGGUCAAGACCAGCAACAACAACGACCCCAACGACGAUUCAAUCGUGGACGCGGUCGUUUCAACGAAUUUGGUGGUGGUUUCAAUCGCCGCGCACGUCAAGAGAGUGGCAACGUUGGCGAAGGUGGUGACGGAGUCGUCGAAAGUAGUGGCGAGGAAAAUGUUCGCAACGGUGGACAGAAUCGCAAUGGCCCGAGACGAUACUUCCGUCGCAAUUUCCGUGGCGGUCGUGGAGGCGGUGGUGGCGGAGGUGGUGGUCCGAGACGUCCACGCAAUGAAGAUGGCGGCGAUGGUGGACCACAGGAGAAUGGCCAAGAUGGAGGUGGUCAGCAGAGAGGUCCGCCAAGACGUGGCAAUCCACGAUUCCGUCGUCCGAUGCGUAGGAAGCAAAAUGGCAGUGCUAAUGGUGUUGAGGAUGGUGGUCAGCCAUUACAAAAUACAACAACUGAGAGUUCCGCUUAAAUUGCAUAACAACUGCGGAACUUUUUAUUUUAUGGAACAAGAAACAUCAAUAACUAUACAUCUCUCCCCAUCCAUAUUUUUUUUGUGAAACAGCAAAGACGUUCGGCUUUUAUUCAAAACCUAAACGAACGGUAAAAUUUUUGUGUGUGUGAAACGGAACACAUUUUUAAGUUUUAAUAAUCAGCUUUUAAUGUCCUCAACACGUUUUUCGACCACCAACAAACAACCAAAAUUCUGAGUAAUUGAAAGCUUUUUUUAAGUUCAAAACAUUUUUUAGACAAAAAUUUUUUUUCUGUGUUUUAUUUAUGAUGUAACCCACGUAAUUAGUAAAUGGAAUACACUAAAAAAUUUUGUUUUUUUUUAUUUUUUUUUCUUUAAAUUAUUUUUUUUUUAGUUUUUUUUUAAAUAAAAAUUCUUUGUGCACUUGAACCAGUGGGUCUCUUUAAUAACCAAAAACAACAACAAUAAAAUCAUCCGAAUUGGAGUGCUCUGUUUUCUUUUAAUUUUUAUAAUUUUUGUUUCGGCACUCGUCCCACCCUCCUCAAAUCAAAACGAUCGUUUCUGAAUCAUAAAAUGAAAACAAUCAAUUGCGAGAAUUAGUAAUAACCCCACCCCCCGUAUAAUUAACACCUUUUGUGUACACACUUCCAAUGCUCAAAAUGUUGGACUUUUUCAUGAUGAUGAUGAUUGUAAACAAAAACAAAAAAUGAAUGAAAAAAAUAAACAAAAAAAUACAAAAAAAUGGAUAACAGAAACUAACUAACCAGGGAAAUUAAAUAUAAAAAUUUAUCGUCAAAUUGAAGGAAAUAAAAAUCAGAAUGAAAACUAAACAAUAAUUAAUAAAAAAAAUAUUUUUAAUAGCGCAUUUUGUAUUUUAUAUUAAAAUGAAAAUUAUUAAUUUUUCUGUUGGAUUUUUUCUUUUUUGUAAAACACAAAAAACAGUAAAAAAAAAAUACAAAAAAAAUUGUAGAAUUUUGAAUCUCUGCUGAAUGUUAUUUACAUAUUUUAUAUACGAAAAAUAAUAAAAAGCAAAGAAACAUUUUUUAUAACGAAAUAAAAAAAAGAAAAAACAAAACAAGAAAAGUGAAAACAUAAUUUUAUUUUAGUUUGUCUUUUUUAAUCAUGUAAACAGAAAUAAAAAGCAUUUUGAGACUUGGAC